Molecule: messenger RNA, 2803 nt
Organism: Anoplopoma fimbria (sablefish)
Lineage: Eukaryota; Metazoa; Chordata; Actinopteri; Perciformes; Anoplopomatidae
Gene: reep1
Product: receptor accessory protein 1
Exons: 8
Coding region: 92-1006 (304 amino acids)
Biological process (GO): endoplasmic reticulum tubular network organization
Cellular component (GO): cytoplasmic microtubule; endoplasmic reticulum membrane; endoplasmic reticulum tubular network
Molecular function (GO): microtubule binding
Source: RefSeq, a predicted model, not a curated record
UUGAUCCGCAUCACGUUGCCGCCUGGACGCGCCUGUCAUCUGGAGGAAACUCCUCCCCGCAGACAGCGCGUCCUGUCGUCUCUCCAGCGCAAUGGUCUCCUGGAUCAUCUCUAGACUUGUGGUACUCGUCUUCGGGACACUAUACCCGGCUUACUCCUCCUAUAAAGCUGUGAAGUCAAAAGAUGUGAAAGAAUAUGUGAAAUGGAUGAUGUACUGGAUAAUAUUUGCCCUCUUCACUGCUGUGGAGGUGUUUACAGACAUGUUUCUUUGUUGGAUUCCUUUCUACUAUGAACUGAAGAUAGCCUUUGUGGUGUGGCUGCUGUCCCCUUACACUAAAGGCUCCAGUGUGCUAUACAGGAAGUUUGUUCAUCCCACGCUCUCCUCAAAAGAAAAGGACAUUGAUGAGUAUAUCUGCCAAGCAAAGGACAAAAGCUAUGACACACUGGUGCAUUUUGGGAGAAAGGGGCUGAAUGUUGCUGCCACAGCAGCAGUUCUGGCUGCAACAAAGAGCCAAGGGGUCCUGUCAGACAGACUGAGGAGUUUCAGCAUGCAGGAUCUGUCUUCCUAUCAGUCUGACCCCGUUAACACCGGCCCUGGUACCACGCAGCCUGCAGCAGCACAGCAAAGGACCAGGACUGUGACACGCAGCAAGUCGGAGAGCUGCAACAAGGGACAGGAUUUUGACAUGACUGAGUAUGAGAUGUUGGGUUUGGACCAUUGGGACUCCAAGGGGUUGCUGUCCCAGACCAUUUCCCCUUCUGAGUCUGAAUCCACCACUAUUACGCCCUCACUGACACCCCAGUCCUCCCCACCUUCCACACCCUCUCCAACCCCCUCUCCUCCAGCUCCGGAGCAGCCUGAGGAGGUGGGGAAAGGAGUGCAGGCAGCAUCAAGCUCUCCCCAGCUCAGGCUGUCUAAGAGGAAGGCUCCUGAGCCUCCUCUUAGAGUCUUAAGGCCUCUCACAAGAUCCAGGAGUGCUCUUUCUUCGAACAAUGAAGCCAUGUGAAACUGUCCUAAAGACUCCAGCUGCCUUUGCUGCAAGAAGUAAAAAUACAUAAUGGCCAAAAGCUACAUGACUAAAGCAGCCUUGCUUUGGAAUAAGGUAUUACCAAAGUGACCUAUAAUGACCCCUCUAUAUCUAGUAUAUGGCUCAUGAUUUAAAAAGAAUGACGUUUGUGACAUUGCGAUAGUUCAAAUGAAUGAAUGGGCUCCAUGCUGAUAGACAUUUUGAGUUUGUGGGUUAUUUUAUAUGUAUUUAUGUAAAGUUUGUGUGUACUUCAUCUUUCUGAUUUGAUUGUUUUUAUAUUUCAGGUUUGGGUAGACAAUUGCAUGUGUGUCUUCCCAGUUAUUAGUACGCUGUUUAUUUAAAAGAAUGUACUGUCACUGAAAAAUUAGCAGGCAUUAAGAGUGACAUCACUCUUAGAGAAUGUGUUAAAAGCCAAUGAUCAAAAGAAAAGGCUGUUUUUACCCCAUUCAAUAUCAAGAAACAUCUGUGACCAGCUGACUUCUGCACUGAUUAAUUAUUUCAUUAAGGUAUCCAGGAAUCAUCCAAAAACCUAUUCCGAGAUGAGACAACCUACCUUUGUAAUAAUGAAAAGUCAGUCGGCAGUGGCAGACAAUAUUCUGUCAUUUACCUCUCUAUUAAAGCCUUAAAGAAAGACAUCAAAAUACAAAAUGUCUCCACACAUGAUAUAAGUAUUUCUAACACAACUAUGUUCACAUUAAACAAUCAUUUUGCACUAUGUUUAGAAUAUAAAAUUACUGCCCUCAAUACUCUGAAAUGGCCAAAAAUUACAACAAAAUAGUGGCUGAAAAUCAUCACAAAUAAGUUUAUCACUAUGCUUAUUUCUUCUGUGUUAAAUAAAUAAUUACUUUGUAACAAGUAAUAGCAUUUGCCUCACCGAUAAAAUGAAAUCACUACUCCAAGAGGUUUCCUCGGUAAAGCAGACCGUUUUAGACAAUCUACUAUUCAGUUUGUCUGCACAUUUUGUCAUUUGAUUGACAAUUUGUUUGGCCAUUUAAGGCCAAUUAGGAAUAAGUCACUCUCAGCUGUAGCAGAAAUAUGAUAUAACAUGAGUAUUUAUUUACUGUAUAUUAACAUGGUUCUUUUCCAUGUUUGAAAUCACUGUGUAGUGUUCUGCUGUUAACUGAGCAACACUAAACCCAAUAAUCUUACCUUCUACAUUGCUUAUUUUUUAGGACUGACUUUAUUUCUUUGCAGGUUAACAAACUUGCAUUUAGGUUAAUAUCACAGUGAUAUACUUUGUUUUCAUAAUGUACUUAAUUCACUGAGCCUGAAUCAUAGCAACAUUUAACACAAAGUAUCAGUGUGUUGGACGUCUGCUUCAGAUUCAUAGUUUUCAUCAUCAUAUCUGUAUCUUUAGGGUGGUUUGAAGUUUGAAACAAAAGCUUCUCAGGUACAACUGCUCUGUUUACACGUCAUUCACUCUGAUGUUGUAGAUACACUUGUUAUGCACACAAAAUGUCCUAUUAAUGGAUAAAUGGUGAAAAAAAAAUAAAAAGGAAAAAUCAGAUUAUGUGCUUCAAUGUGAGUUGUAUAAGUGUUAGUGCUGCAGGUGAUUUCCUUCUAUUAAAAUCCUUGCAAAGUAAACCAGAGGGAAAAAAACAAAACAUGCUAAGUAGCAGAUUUGUAUACUUGUGCGUGGAGUGAUAAACUCAUCAUUGCAUGAUGUUUGGUAUUAAUUUGUAUGAACAUUUGAUUUCUUAAAUGAUUUUGUUAAGAUGCCUUGCUGGUAAACAAUAUUUUUUUGUCAUUUUUGGUUGCUUUGUAGAAAGAAUAUGA